AUGAGCUCUCUCCUGCAGCACCUUGAAUUUCUCGUGGGCUCUUCCGCUGAUGGCGCCGGCGAUCGACGCGUCGUCGAUGAAUGGACCAGGCUCGAUAUUGCGACUAAUGGGUCUGAAGACGCGGAGCUGCUCGAAGAGGAUCCCGACUGGGGUGCAGACUCGGUGCUUGACGCCUUCCGCGCCCACAACGCAUCCAAUAUUCCUGGCGAUGCCCGGGCUCCUGCAGUUGGCCCAACAGUGUCCAAAGUUCUAACACUACCAAAUGGCUCGGUUCUACUUGAUGCAAUCUCGUCUGCUCUGUCUUCUCCGCGUUCAGACGAUGCAAUCUCCGAAGAGCUCUUCGACUUGAUAGGAUACGACCACAUCGAACUGGUGAUGGAGAUCCUGCAGAACCGCGCAGGCGUGGUAGAAGAGAUUCAAGCCCACCACGAGGCGCCAAUACUUCCCGUGGGCGGGCAUUCCGGAGAGACACCCCUGGGCCUAUCUGCGACAGAUGCUCGCAGGAGAAUGGAGGAAGCAUUUCGGGCCAACGCCCAGCGACCUAUGUUUCUCGCAGAAGCUCAUGCAGCACCAGAGGUGCUUCCGCAUGUGUACACAUCGCAUUCCCAAGUUCAAGGAAACAUUCUGUCUCAUACGGGCUCCAAAUACAUGCUGCCUGAAGGCACUAGACGUACGAUGAGAGAGGAGUACGAAGAAGUCAUCGUGCCACCGGCUAAAGCUGUCCCUCCCAAAAGCUAUGAACAGCCUAUCCUUAUAGAUAACCUCGAGCCGCUGGCAAAAGGCUCUUUUCCAGGCUACACCAGCCUUAACAGGAUUCAGUCCAUCGUGUUCCCUACAGCGUUUGGAUCCAAUGAGAACAUGCUCGUCUGCGCUCCUACCGGUGCGGGUAAAACCGAUGUGGCGAUGCUCACAGUAUUGCGUGUGAUUGAUCAGCACCGCAAUAAGGCGUCCUCGCAACCACUGGCAGGAACGAUAAAUCGCGACGACUUCAAGAUCAUAUAUGUCGCACCAAUGAAAGCUCUCGCCGCCGAAAUUGUUCGCAAGCUCGGGAAACGUCUCGCCUGGCUGUCCAUAAAGGUCCGCGAGCUCACGGGCGAUAUGCAACUUACGCGGGCGGAGAUCGCGGAGACGCAGAUCAUCGUCACUACACCUGAGAAGUGGGAUGUAGUCACGCGUAAGCCCACUGGAGAGGGCGAGGUUGCUGCUAAAGUCAAGUUACUCAUUAUCGAUGAGGUACACUUGCUCAACGAGGAGCGUGGAGCCGUCAUAGAGACUAUCGUCGCGAGAACUCUGCGACAAGUCGAGUCUAGCCAGUCUGUGAUUCGCAUUGUUGGCUUGAGUGCGACGUUGCCGAACUAUGUUGAUGUCGCUGAAUUCCUGAGCGUAUCAAAGCAGACCGGCCUCUUCUACUUCGACUCAUCCUUUCGUCCCGUCCCUCUGGAGCAACACUUCAUCGGCGUGAAGGGCAAGCCCAACAGCCCCACCUCUAAGAAGAACCUCGAUCGUGUCACCUUCGAGAAGGUAUCUCAACUUGUUCAAGAGGGCCAUCAAGUCAUGGUCUUCGUCCACUCUCGCAAAGAGACCGUCAAGUCUGCCCAGGCCCUUCGUGAAGCUGCCAUGGCAGACGGUUGCCUCGACGACUUCUCAUGUCAAGAUCACCAGAUGUUCGACAUGUUCAGGAGGGACAUCGGCAUGAGCAGGAACAAGGAGAUGAAACAGUUGUUCAACGAGGGAUUUGGGAUUCACCAUGCGGGCAUGCUCAGAAGCGACAGAAAUAUGAUGGAGAGGAUGUUUGAGGCCAGGGCUAUCAAGGUACUAUGUUGUACCGCUACACUUGCCUGGGGUGUCAACUUGCCCGCACAUGCAGUCAUUAUCAAGGGCACGCAAGUUUACGAUAGCUCUAAGGGUUCAUUCGUCGAUCUCUCUGUCCUGGACGUUCUGCAAGUCUUCGGUCGCGCUGGUCGACCAGGACUGGAAACUAGCGGCGAGGGUUACAUCUGUACGACAGACGACAAGUUAACGCAUUACCUCGACGCGGUGACCGCACAGAACGCUAUCGAGUCGCAGUUUACAAAGGGCAUGAUUGACGCCAUGAACGCUGAGAUUGCGCUCGGGACGGUGUCAAACGUGGACGAAGGCGUUCGAUGGCUCGGAUAUACGUACCUCUUCGUGCGCAUGCGCAAGAAUCCCUUUUUCUACGGCAUGUCGCGCGAUGUUGUUGUGGACGACCCAACUCUCGGCAGUAAACGCUCGCAGCUUGUCAUCGAAGCCGCACGCCGUCUCAGCCAAGCGCGCAUGAUCAAUUUCGAGCAGGAGUCGGGCAGCUUCACGAUCACCGACCUUGGACGACUCGCCGCCAAGUACUACAUCCGGCAUGCGUCGAUCGAGAUCUUCAACGAUAAGUUCAGACCGAAAAUGACUGAAGCGGACGCGCUCGCUAUGGUCAGCCUCAGCACCGAAUUCGACCAAAUACAGGUGCGGGAGAGUGAAGCGAAAGAGAUGAAGACUCUCCUUGAGCAAUGCCCUUGUACCGUCGCCGGCGCGAGUGUGGAAGCUAAGGUCACCAAGACGGAAGGCAAGGCCUCGAAAGGGGCCAACGUCGCAGAAGAAGAGGGCGUAGUUGCCAACAAGGAGGGCAAAGUCAACAUCCUCCUCCAGGCCUAUAUAUCUCAGAUAUACAUCGAAGACUUCGCUCUCGUCUCGGACUGUGCGUAUGUCGCACAGAAUGGCGGGCGCAUCGUACGCGCAUUACUCGAGAUGGCCAUUGCUCGCAAGUGGGCCGGAGCUGCGGGCACGCUCAUGGGAUUGAGUAAAGCCAUUGAGAAGCGCUUAUGGCCGUUUGAUCAGCCGUUGAAGCAGUUCCCGCUGAAAGCGGACAUCUUCUAUGGUCUCGAGCGUUGGGCCGACGACUACGCUGUGGCAGAACUCGCUGAUAUGUCCGCGGAGGAAGUUGGGGAGCUCGUGCAUCUCAACAAGCAUCACGGACAAGCCAUUCUCACGGCAGCAAAGCAGUUCCCGACCGCGCAGCUAUCGUACAAGCUGCGCCCGCUCGGCGCAGAUGUGCUCAAGAUCGAAGUGCGCGUGAAGAAGGCGUUUAGCUGGAGUGCAAAGCUGCAUGGAUCUGGAGAGCCGUUCUGGCUGUGGGUCGAAGACGAAGAGGGCAGCGCGAUCCUACAACUAGCGCAUCUAAUCUUCCGCCCAGAGACGGAGAACAUCGACGUUUCCUUCGUCAUUGCCAUUCCCGCCGGUAGAACACCGUCGUCUGUCACAGUUCGCUUCGUCUCGGAUAGAUGGAUGGGCGCCGAAGACGAACUUCCAGUGCCGCUAGAUGGGUUGGUUAUGCCGAGCCGCUCAACAAGCCAUACGCCCCGGUUGGACCUCCCGUUCUUGAACGUUAACGCGCUUCGUCAUCCAUUCUUGCAGGAGGUCCUGUCUGCGCGCCUUUUCGGCUUAGGCGCAAUCCAAACGCAGGUGUUCUGGAGCUUGGUGCAUACCAAGUCGCAUUCUCUUGUCGCUGCACCGGUAGGCGCCGGUAAGACAACCGUGGCCCAACUUGUCGUCUGGAAGACCAUGGUCGAUCUUCCGAACGAUGGCUAUGCUCUCGUACUGGCGCCCAAACGCAGCAUCACGAAUGAAAUGCUUACAGCGAUGGAGACGCUCUCAGCACCGCUUGGGAUUGACGUAGGCUUCUUCUCGGCGACAAACUUGCUGUCUCGACCACGGGGGAAGGCAGUCAGGCUGACAACUCCAGCCCAUGUAGUUGCCGCAUUGAGUCGACAUCGACCAACAGAGCCUUUACCUGGCUUGGCCCUGGUUGUGUGCGACAACCUCGAGCAGUUGGACCCAUUAUACGAGCUCGGGGUGUCGCUGUUGCGACAUUCGACGCAAACGCAACCCACACGCUUCAUAGGCUUCUCAAACUCUUUGAACGAUUCUGCAGACGUGGCGGCUUGGCUCGAUGUCGACCCGCUUGCCUUGCACAGCUUCAGACCUAGCGAUCGCGACCAAUCACUGUCCAUAUCAACACGCACGUUCACCAUCCCCCAGUCCGCAGCGCUUUAUAAGUCUAUGGCUCGCCCGGCACACGGCGCCAUCGCCGCAGCUGCCAAUGCACCUGCGAUUGUCUUUGUACCCUCGCGUGCCCAGUGUCGGUUCAUCGCGCUGGACCUCAUCACUUACUGCACGCUCGAAUCGCAGUCGGAGAACGGCUACCUCCCCUCGCAUCUUUCUGCUGGAGACCUCGAACCACAGCUCGUACGCUUGCAGGACCGGACGCUGGCAGACUUCAUUCUCAAAGGCGUCGGCUUCUAUCAUGAAGGCAUUGCGCGUCCUGACCGGACUCUCAUGCUUGACCUAUAUAACGCGGGCGUCAUCCGCGUGCUACUAUCGCCACGUGAUGCUGCCUGGACACUACCGGUGCGGGCGGGCACAGUGGUCGUGAUGGGUACGCAGUACAUCCACCUUGAAGGCGAAGUGCGUUCGGUACGGGAUUAUGAGCUAGCAGACCUCGUGCGAAUGCAAGGUCGCGCAGUGCGCCACGGCGAACCAGGUCACUUCCAUCUGUUCUGCCAGGUCGAGGAUCGUGAUACGUACUUGCGAUUCCUCGAGGAGGGGUUGCCGCUCGAAAGUCGAUUGCAAGGAUCGACCGAACUUGCGAGGUGGUACGCGCUGCAGCGACAGAGCGGAGCCAUCACAAGCAGGAUGCAGGGCGUACAGGCUUUAACAUUUACGUUUCUUGCGAGGAGAAUCGUGCGCAAUCCGGCAUACUAUGAUGCCCCUACAAAGCGCGAUGACGCGCUAUCGCGCAUAGUCGACGAGCUUGAGGACGCGACGGCCGCUCAGCGAUCAACCUCAGACAAAGCUCAGCAGUCAGAGAGCGGCGCAUCGAAGGCUGGCGAGCCACCAUCGUAG
This is a messenger RNA of Peniophora sp. CBMAI 1063, 4911 nucleotides long. NCBI's taxonomy places the organism in Eukaryota, Fungi, Basidiomycota, Agaricomycetes, Russulales, Peniophoraceae. The record is from the annotation of a GenBank genome assembly.